GUACCUGGGAAACAGAAUUCCUCUGGAAUUCGGAGCAGAGCUGCUGUCUAAGUCACGGACCUCUGGAAUAUAUAAGAUAGAGGACUGCAAAGGGGUGCCACAUUCCAAAAGGACAGCUUAGGCCACGCACCAUGUGGUGGGUCCUGCUGCCCCUGCCGCUGCUGCUGCCCACGGCGCUGCACCUCUGCUGGGCAGGGCCUCCCCAGGAGAGGGGCCCUCUUUUCCGGCUGACUCGGCAGGACUCCCGGGAAAGCGGGACCGCCAACGCCACGGUCUCGCCCUGCGAGGGGCUGCCCGCCGCGGGAGCGUCGACCUUGACCCUGGCGAACCGCAGCCUGGAGCGCCUGCCCAACUGCCUGCAGCCCGCGCUGCGCAGCCUAGACGCCAGCCACAACCUGCUGCGCGCCCUGAGCGCGGCAGAGCUCGGCGCCCUGCCGCGGCUGCAGGCUCUGACGCUGCGCCACAACCGCAUCGCCGCGCUGCGCUGGGGCCCCGGCGGGCCGGCGGCGCUGCACACGCUGGACCUCAGCUACAACCGGCUGGCCACGCUGCCGCCGUGCGCGGAGCCCGCGCUGCCCGGCCUCCGCUCGCUGGCGCUCACCGGGAACCCGCUGCAGGCGCUGCAGCCCGGGGCCUUCGCCUGCCUCCCGGCGCUGCGCCUCCUCAACCUCUCCGGCACCGCGCUGGACCGCGACCCGGGGGCGGGCAUCGCCGACGGGGCCUUCGCGGGAGCGGGCGGCGCGCUCGAGGUCCUGGACCUCAGCGGCACGUUCCUGGAGCGCGUUCGGUCAGGGUGGAUCAGCGACCUGCCGAAGCUCACAUCUCUCUACUUGAGGAAGAUGCCCAGGCUGCGGAUCCUGGAGGCGGCUGUUUUCAAGAUGACUCCCAACCUGCAGCAGCUGGAUUGUCAAGACUCGUCUGCCCUGACUUCUGUCCACACACAGCUCUUCCAAGACACUCCUCGCCUACAGGUCCUUCUAUUCCAGAACUGCAACUUGAGUUCUUUCCCUCCGUGGAGCCUUCGUUCCUCCCAAGUCCUGUCCAUCAGCCUCUUUGGCAACCCCCUCAUUUGCAGCUGUGAAUUGUCCUGGCUCCUCAGGGAUGCAAAGAGGACUGUCCUAAGCAGGGCAGAAGACACUGUGUGUGUACCGGCUUCAGGAUCCCGAGACACCUUCUCAGCCCCUCUUUCGCUGUCCCAGCUGCCCACUGUGUGCCAUCUAGACCAAAGCACCACCCUCAAUUCCAGCUCGCCCCAGGCUGUUCCCUUCACCCACCAACCAUCUACGCAGGGUCUCACCACCCCAUGGAGCACAGCCCCCUCCACUAGAUCUGUGGAAGCUGGACAGAGUGUCACCAAGCCCCCCUCCUUCCCCGCAGAUUCCGCCACACAAACCGCAUGGUCCCACAGUGGCAUCAAGGUGGGGACUGCUCGCUCCAUGGCCAUCCCUACAGCAGAUUCUAGCACCUCCAGUGCUCUGCGCAGGGCUGCAAGCACAGCUGGGGCAGAGCACCAAGAGCACGCUGACAUUCUGGUCCAUGUGCCUCACAUGUCAGCUGCUUCCACCCCCUCGGCUGGCAAACACCCUGGGCCCUUCCCUACCCCCUGGAGCCAGUUGCAGACGCCCCAGCCAGACUACAGGGCACAGGCCACUCUGCAGGAGCCUCACCCGAGUCCUUCUGAGGGUGCGAUUCCAGUCUUGCUGUUGGACGACUCCAGUGAGGAGGAGGAAGAGGGGCAGAAGGAGGAGGUGGGAGCGCCUCCCCAGGAUGUCCCCUGUGAUUACCACCCCUGCAAGCACCUGCAGACCCCAUGCGCAGAGCUGCAAAGGCGCUCGCGGUGUCGAUGCCCCGGGCUCAGCGGGGAGGACACCCUCCCGGACCCCCCCAGGCUGCAGGCAGUGACCGAGACCACCGACACGUCGGCCCUCGUGCGCUGGUGCGCCCCCAACUCGGUGGUGCACGGCUACCAGAUCCACUACUCUCCUGAGGGCUGGGCGGAAAACCAAUCCGUGACAGUGGUGGCGGACAUCUAUGCCACCGCCCGGCAGCACCCCCUGUAUGGGCUCUCACCGGGCACCAUGUACCGCGUGUGCGUCCUGGCCGCCAACCGCGCGGGCCUGAGCCAGCCUGUCCAGGCCUCGGGCUGGACGCGGGCGUGCGCCGCCUUCACCACCAAGCCCAGCUUUGUGCUGGUCUUCGCGGGGCUGUGCGCCGCCUGCGGCCUCCUGCUCGUCACCACCCUGCUGCUGGCCGCAUGUCUGUGCCACCGCAGCAGAACGGCACGCCCGCAGCGCUACGACACGCACCUGGUGGCCUACAAAAACCCAGCCUUCGACUACCCGCUGAAGCUCCAGACACUCAAUUAGCUCUGCACCCCCUCCUCCACCGGAGCUUAAGAACUAGCCGCCCGUGUUUAGAAAAGAAGAGACAGAGGGUCAAAGAGGACCCUGUCAGCUCAGAAUGCCUCUGUGAAUCUCUGUGAAGCCAGCACUCUUGCGGCACAAAGGGAACUUGCCAUGCGGUUUCUCUGUCCGGGGAACCACUGCUUUCCCUGCCGCCUUCUCUGUGCCCGGAAACGUUACAGUUCACACCAGACCGCUCCCGUUGCCACGGCGCAG
Molecule: messenger RNA, 2618 nt
Organism: Lontra canadensis (Northern American river otter)
Lineage: Eukaryota; Metazoa; Chordata; Mammalia; Carnivora; Mustelidae
Gene: LRRN4
Product: leucine rich repeat neuronal 4
Exons: 5
Coding region: 132-2366 (744 amino acids)
Molecular function (GO): protein binding
Source: RefSeq, a predicted model, not a curated record